UUUCUUGCGAAGCAUUGGUGGCCUCAAAAAGUUGUCUCUUCAUAUCGACGACACAGUUGAUCACAUCACGGCAAAUUAUUUCCCAAACAUGUCAGAUCUAGUCGUGCUUGAUCUGACUGCAUACGGACCACUAACACUUGAGCCAAACGGUUUUAAAGGACUUUCAAGAGUUCAACACACAACAAUAACGAGCAAAACGGAUAUAUUCGUUAGGCCGCGCGCGUUUAGUGCUAUGGUGGCUCUGCAGAAUCUUACAAUAAUAACUGAUGAAUGGCGGGUCCUUCGUCUGCCGGAGCAGCCCUUUGAAGGUCUUCUGUCCAUUAAAACAUUGACACUGAAAACAGGUGGCUGCAGGGCGGCGGGUCUCAUGUCGUCCAAUGUGUCACAGGUGACAUUCUACGACAUAGCUCACACCGUCCAACACGUUAGCCUCACCGGCAUUCAUGUCAUAGGCCCGGCAUUUGCUGGUUGUACUAAUCUCAGUUCUGUCCAGUGGUCUAAGCGGUCUAAAGACUGCAGGUCGCAGCCAGGUCCUAAUAUUUCUCCACUAGCCUUUCAAGGAGCUGCAUCACUGGAGUCCAUUACACUUCACUCUAUAAGUCUGCAAAACAUCCGAGGUAGGAUGUUUGCAGGUCUUCAUCAUGUAGUUAACGUGACCAUAAAAUUUACUGACUUCUCGGGUAUCGAAUACCUUCCCAGCGACAUGUUCACUGGGCUUUCAUCUGUUCGAAACAUUUGGCUCGACGGAAAUCCCGAACUGCCGGGGAACAUAUUCCACGGACUGACGUCUCUCAGAGAGAUCAGAAUUGAGAACAUGGUAGCGCACGCCAUGGUGAACAGCUCAGGGAAAUUCUGUUACAGUGACUUUCAGCAUCUGUUCUCUGGGCUACAAUCUUUGGAAGUUGUCCGACUAACCAACAGCCGGAUACAAUGUGAGACACUACCGACUCUCACAUUCAGUAACCUUUCGUCGCUGAAGGAAGUGCAUCUUUUAGAAACCAGCCCCCUAAAGAUUUUACCUAUUGGAUUUUUCCACGACGUUCCUGUCCUACAAACUUUCACUUUUUCUGAAUGGACAAUUUAUCCAUACACAACACAACAAGUGACUUUACCACCGAUGCUCUUUACAGGGCUUAAUAUGGAGGUAAUAGACCUAAGUCGGCAGUACUUUCUUAAUAUUUCGAGAUAUCUGUUUCAAAAUCUCACUUCACUUCAGUCAUUGUACAUGGCAGACUGUCUAUUUGAUGAAGAGUCUGUAUCCGCCGCAGAAAAUUUGUUCUCAGGACUCGCAUCGUUACAACACUUGGAUAUCAGUUUGCAAUCACGGCAUGAGACAGAUUCUAGAUUUAGCACCAUUCCACUGAUGGACAACAUGUUAAAAGAUCUUGUAUCUCUCAAAACGCUGAAGAUGGCAGGUUCGUUGUCAUCUGCAGGAGGAAUUCCGGUUCCUUCCUUGAUAUUCAAAGGUUUACGCUCCUUAACGGUGUUGCAUCUUGAAAAUCGCAUCUCGUGGUGGUCACCAAGUGCCGGCGAAAUCGUGCACCUGCCACAAAACAUAUUUGACGACUUAGCCAGUUUGAAAUAUUUGAAUCUUGAAAAUGUCGCAGUGCAGAGUUUGGAUAAAGACAUCUUCAAAGGAUUAACAAACCUCAGGGAGUUGUAUUUAACCCGAACAUCGUUGACACAACAGGGCCUGUCGUCUUUGCCUUUCUCUAAUCUGAAAAGCUUAGAGACAUUAUCGAUGGCUAGUGUUCCCUUGGACGAACUGAGUCCGAAUCUGUUCGUAGGCGCAGAGAACCUCUCCGUUAUCAAUUUGUUCGACUGUCGUUUCUCAACAAUUCAAUCAGGAACUUUCCGUCACUUGACGAAUCUAACAUCCUUGAAAAUACCAAAACCACAAACUAUUGAGAAAGGCGCAUUCGACUUCGAGAAUCAGAUAAACAUUCAAAUUGAUAUGGCUUUUCCAUUUUCUCACUUUCCACUGUCUUACACGUCAUUUCCCGAUGACUUCAUCAAUCUCUUUAACAACCAGACUUUGAUGAAAAUGUCCUCUAUCCAAAUAGACUUUAUCUUUGGUCCAUACUUUUACUGCGACUGUAAACUGACCACAUUAUCUGUGUCCUAUCGUCGAGAUAAAACUUUAACCAGACGAAUAAUGCCAAAGGUUGACAAUCUAAGCUGCAUCGUGAACAAUGCCGGGGCAUCUGUUGUUAACAAUGCCUCUAUCAAUGCCCUGCGAUGCCCUGUUUCCUGGCCAUCGUGUCCUAAGCAAUGCUACUGUAGAACAAGUACGCUUUUCACGGAAGUGUUCUGUUCCGGGCGUGGGUUUACAUCAGUGCCUGACCACUUUCCGAUGGAUACCGCCUUGGCGAGGCUUGAUGUAAAUGCUAUACAAUAUGUACAGCCAUUGGCGUUUGAAAGUGCAGCAGAACUCUUGAUACUAAACCUGAGCACUAAUGCUAUUCGUGAGAUCAAUAGUUCUGCAUUUCUGGGAUUGCGCAGCCUAACAGAGUUGUACCUCGAUGGAAAUGAAAUGUCGUACGUUCCAACUGAUCUCCUGCGACCCAUUAUACAUCUCCGUGUCCUGUGGUUAAACAACAACAACUUAUUGGAUCUACCAACAACUUUGUUUCACGAACAACCGAUCUCCCUUCGUGUCUUGAGGCUUGACCACAACAAUUUGACAAUGUUGUCAAUGGGUAUCUUUUCAAACCUUACCUCUUUGACAAAGUUGUCCCUGGAAAAUAACAAAUUCGACUGUGACUGUCAUUUGCUAUGGUUAAAAGGGUGGAUGCUUCAGCGUAAAGGAGUCAUACAUAAGAUGAAAUCGGUGACGUGCCGAUCACGUGGAAACGCAAAGGACAAAUACAUCCUCAAACCGAUCAUAGAACUUCCAGAUGACGCGUUUAUCUGCGGUGAUAAGAGUACUUACAGCUCCCAGGCCUGGGUCGCAGCUCCUGGAGGGCUGGCAAUCCUCCUAUUCCUGAUUUUGGGAGUCUUCAAAUGCAGGGACAAUGUUCGCGUGUGGGUUUACGCCAGAUAUCGUAAAGGACUGAGGCAUCUCGAGCACGAACCGCAGAAAACUUACGACAUCUACGUCUCGUACUGCGUGGAGGACGAAGAGUUCGUGGACCGGGAGGUGGUAAGAGUGCUGGAGGACAUGGACCCACCAUACAAGGUUUGUCUGAGGAAUCGAGACUUCAUACCCGGCCACAACAACAUCCAGCAAGCCACGGACUCCGUUACUAACAGCCGGAGAACUCUUCUCGUACUGACGGAGCGUUUCCUGCAGGACCGCUGGUGCCUCUGGGAGUUCCAGGUCGCUCAUCAGCAAGCUGUCACCGACCAGGCGUAUCGUCUCAUCAUCGUCAUCAUGGAUGACCUUCAGCUGGAGGCCUGUGAUGACAUCAUGGACUUGAAGCAGUAUCUAAAAGCAAACAAGUAUCUGUUGUGGGGAGAGCUGCUAUUUUGGGACAAGGUACGACAGGCUGUACCACCUCGUGAUGCCCAGGGGGAGGAUGAUGGCGAGGAAGGAGAAGGUGGAGGGAGUGAUGAUAAUGAAUCGGACUAUGAAGAUAAUGUUAGCAUUUUUGUGCAACAUUGAUUAAUCAACUUAACUUGGUUCUGGUUAUUUUCGGAAGAAAGGGAGGGGAACUUGAUGUUGAUACUGUUUUGCUCCGUUUCUUUUUCUUCCUCGUCUUCUUCUUCUUCAUCCAAGCUGGACCAACGGACGACUUUCACCAUUGUUAGUGGAUAAGUAGCAGACACCAUGUGGUGUUCGUUUACAUAGCACAGCAAGUAACAGGACAGAGAUGGAAGGGCUAGUCACCAUAUACAUGUAUAUAUAGUAAUCUUUAUUGCAAACCCAUGCCCAAAGGCUAAUUACAAACGUGGUAUACAUAAUUAUAUGCUCAACAAGGAAGGAACAUGAUAUUUAUAAAUGAACGGGAAAUAACAUCUAUUCUAAAUCUACUUCUACUUAAGCUGUUUUUGGGUUUGACUUUUUUUCCGGAGAUGAAUUGUCCAACAUUUUCAUAGAUAAAGGGGUUGGACGACUUAAAAGUAAAAAAAUAUUGUUUCUGUUGGUCGGUAAGAUGUGAGAAGCAUGGGAAAUUUUCAGUGAUUUUAAGGAAAAAAUUUCUUUUCGUUCGGAAUUGUAAAAUGAACAUUGACAAAUAAAAUGUAGUUCAUCUUACACUUCUUUCCAUGGACAAUAAUUACAUG
Messenger RNA from Branchiostoma floridae (Florida lancelet), 4224 nucleotides. Its product is annotated as slit homolog 1 protein-like. Gene Ontology annotation, biological process: toll-like receptor signaling pathway; immune response. Gene Ontology annotation, cellular component: membrane. The record is from RefSeq and is a predicted model, not a curated record. Bases 89 to 3604 code for a protein of 1171 amino acids. The transcript has 4 exons. Lineage: Eukaryota; Metazoa; Chordata; Leptocardii; Amphioxiformes; Branchiostomatidae. Gene Ontology annotation, molecular function: transmembrane signaling receptor activity; protein binding.